CGUCCCAACGCCGCCCCGACAGCCCCCCCCCCCCCCCCAAAUCAGCCCAAGUAGCCCAAUAGGAACCGAUGGCGCCGUUACUGUUGAUGCUCUGACCUUCCGCUUUCUGAAGAACACAAUACGAUCCAUUUGUGGGCCAUGCCCAUCCCAUCCCGUCCCAUCCUAUCCUAGGUAGGUGGGUAGGUAUCUGUAAGUAUUCAUUCGUACGGAUAAUCCUCAUUCCUCUCCUACAUCUCCUAGCCCCCGGCCUUGGCUCUUGAAUCAUCAAGCGUCCACCGCUGUCCCACACUUGCCUUAUCUCUCCCAUCUCGCCAGCGCACCCCGGUCCUCCGCGACGUAGCUCGGAUUUCUAUUUCUUUUUCCCAUCUCCCACGCCACGCCCUUGGCUCGCUGCGCAGCACCAAAUCCCAAGUCCGUCCCUUCGCCUGGCUCAUGUUGGCUACCCUCCGCCUCCUCCUAGUCCUGAUCCUCCCGUCGGCCUGAUUGUCGUCACUCUCGAGAACCAAAAAGAGGAAUUCUACGGCUGAGUGCAGCGGACCACACGAUCCAACAGGAAUGGAACCGGCGCUGUGUCGCUCCCUUCAUCUCACCAACUUCGCCCCCAACGUCCCGGCCCGAGUCACGGCAUAGAUCGCUCUGGUGCUCGACUGUCCUGCUCUGACAAAAAUCAACGAGCACAUCCGGUUCUGCUCUGGAACGUCGCUAUCCCCCGUUGGCCGGUUUAAAGCUUCAACAGAGCACACCGAAACCGUUUUGCGCCAACUGCGUCGAGACCGUUUCAACCGCCCACUUGUUAGUCAACAGUCACGCACAACCGAAACCGAUUCUUGCGAAUAAACCCACGAUGCCGGCCCCCAAAGACGACGUAAUCGUCACCCGCGUCGACCGCGACGUCCACAAUAAACCCGUGAACGAAGCAACAGAGACAACAUCAUUGCUGAGCGCAGGCGCUCCUGAUGGUGAUGGCUCCUGCGCAGAUACAUGGCCGGGCUAUGCCGACUUCGAAGGCUUGCCGUGGUGGAGGACACCAUCUGUCUAUUGGCUCCUCGUUCCGUAUGCCCUCUUUACGUUGGCCUUUGGAGGCUCCUUGGUGCCGAAACUGAACCUUAUCGUCGACUUGGUCUGCCAGCGGCAUUUCGCUGACCAGACGGUCCUCGACCCGGCUUUUGCUUAUACUCCCGUGUUCAUCGGCGCCGAAAAUCCGCAGUGCCUCAUCAAGGAAGUGAAGAAGCGUGUCUCCAUGUUCACCCUGGCCAUCAACCUCACCACCGGAAUCCUGUCCGCCGUCACCGCUCCGAAGCUGGGCCAGCUCUCGGACCGAUAUGGCCGCAGGAAGCUCCUCGCCCUGGCCUCCUGUGGCGGCGUUGUGGCCGAGAUCAUCGUCAUCCUGUGCGCGAACUUCCCUUGGACAUUCCACUACAACUGGCUGCUCCUAGGCGCCGUGGCCGACGGGCUUACGGGUUCUUUCACCGCCGGCAGCGUCCUCGUCAACUCGUACACGAGCGAUUGCACCCCGCCAUCCCAGCGCGGCGUCCGCAUCGGCUACCUCCACGCCUGCCUCUUCACCGGUCUGGCCUUCGGGCCUCUCUUGACGGGCUACUUCGUCGCCUGGACCGGCAGCCUCCUCUCGGUUUUCUACGUCACGCUAGGAUGUCACGUCUUCUUCAUUCUCUUUGUUGGCUUCUUCAUUCCCGAGUCGCUCAGCGUCAAGCGCCAAAUCCGCGCUCGCAACAAGUACGACCAGGAGCAAGAGGUUCUGGCCAAGGGUGCCUGGGAGACUAUCAAGGCCGCGAACCCGCUGGCCCCCCUCAGGAUUCUCUGGCCCACGGGCCAGGGCAGCUCGUCGCGUCUGCGCCUCAACAUCCUCGCCCUCUCCUUCACCGACAUGAUCCUCCUCGGGGCCGCUAUGAGCGCCGGCACCGUCAUCCUGCUGUACUCCGAGUCUCCGGAGACUUGGGGUUGGGGUAAUCUCGAGAGCUCGCGCUACAUCUCGGCAGUGUCCAUGGUCCGCGUCGUGGCUCUUCUCGUCGUCCUCCCCCUCAUCAACUACGUCUUCCGCGUGAGGCCCGCCGCCUACCGGAGGAGGGUCUCAGGCGUCUCCAUCGUCGAGGCGAACAACGGCGCCGACACGGUCGACUGCUGGAUCCUGCGCUUCGCACUGUUGUCCGACGUCACCGGCUCACUGGGCUACCUCUUCGCCAGGAAUGAGUCCGUCUUCGUACUGUCCGGUAUGAUCACCGCCUUUGGCGGGCUUGGCAGUGCCACCAUCCAAGCCGCCAUCACAAAACAUGUCCCGGCCGACCAGGUCGGGCAGCUUCUGGGGGCCAUCGGCGUCUUACACGCCCUCUCGAGGGUGCUGGGCCCUAUCGCAUUUAAUACUCUUUACUACUCGACUGUCGGAGUGUUUGACCAGGCCAUCUUCGUCCUCCUCGCGUCCUUGUUUAGCUUGGCCCUGCUGGCCAGCUUCAUGGUGCGGCCCGGUGUGUAUCUCGAGGAGGUGUACACGCCUGUGCCUACGUCGGAGUCACAGCCCAGCUCCUACUCCAACUCCGAGGCGCUGGAGGUGUUGACGGAAGAGGAGAUGAUACCCAACAACUAAGGUUCAAGAGGUGGUGAUAUGUACAUUUAUGCGUGAUUUCCAAGAGAGCGAGAUGGAGGAUACGAUGCCUAGAUCAUAGACGUAAGCAACCUUCUGCGCUUGGGAACUACAUAGGUUUCUUUUCUUUGUUUUGGGCUUUAGAGCAACAGCAAAAGAUGCUGUUGGAUACAUCACCACCUAUCGAUACCACCAAUACAGUUUUCCUUGACUUUCACAUA
Colletotrichum destructivum is the source of this 2817-nucleotide messenger RNA. Its product is annotated as Putative sugar transporter, major facilitator superfamily, MFS transporter superfamily. Gene Ontology annotation, molecular function: transmembrane transporter activity. Bases 845 to 2599 code for a protein of 584 amino acids. Gene Ontology annotation, cellular component: membrane. Gene Ontology annotation, biological process: transmembrane transport. Lineage: Eukaryota; Fungi; Ascomycota; Sordariomycetes; Glomerellales; Glomerellaceae. The transcript is spliced from 4 exons. The record is from RefSeq and is a predicted model, not a curated record.